Olea europaea var. sylvestris is the source of this 3571-nucleotide messenger RNA. RefSeq lists its product as uncharacterized. The coding region runs from base 130 to 3390 and encodes 1086 amino acids. Gene Ontology annotation, cellular component: cytosol; nuclear envelope. The record is from RefSeq and is a predicted model, not a curated record. Gene Ontology annotation, molecular function: small GTPase binding. The transcript has 21 exons. NCBI's taxonomy places the organism in Eukaryota, Viridiplantae, Streptophyta, Magnoliopsida, Lamiales, Oleaceae. Gene Ontology annotation, biological process: protein import into nucleus.
GUCGCAAUGAUUUUCCCGCGCAGCACUUUACUCAUCGGUCCCUUUAUUUUGUCCCAAUUCAAACUUUUGCGCCACCUCUGAGCUAACACCGCAGAGCUAGGGUUCCGCCGCAUCAAAUCGUCGAAACCCAUGGAAACUCGCCAAAUCUCGAAGCUUCUCAUCCAGACACUCAGUCCUGACAGCUCAAUUCUCUCUUCUGCUACCGAUGCCCUUGACCACCUCUCACGCACAUUCCUUAAUUUUCCUUUCUCUCUUCUUUCCAUCAUUGCCUCCGGAGAUGACCAAGGAGUGAAACUUGCUGCAGCUACUUAUCUAAAGAACUUCACACGGCGAAAUACUGAUGCGAAUUGUACAAAUUCGUCGACAAGCAAGGAGUUUAGAGAUCAGUUAAUGCGUGCUUUGCUUCAAGUUGAACCUCCUGUUCUCAAAGUUUUAAUUGAAGCUUUUCGAGCUAUUGUUGCUGUGGAGUUUGUGAAGAGUAAUGCAUGGCCAGAACUUGUACCAGAGCUUAGGUGGGUCAUUGAGGACAGUGACCGGAUCUGCAAUAGUGGGAAAUCUAAAUGGAAAACAAUCAAUGCCCUAACGGUGCUGCACUCGCUCAUUAGACCAUUCCAGUACUUUUUGAAUCCAAAACUUGUGAAGGAGCCAGUUCCACCCCAGCUAGAGCUAAUUACAAAAGAGCUGCUUGUACCCUUGCUUGCAGUUUUCCAUCAUCAGGUGGAAAAGGCAUCAACUGUCCAAGGUAGAGUGGACGAGGAAACUGAGAAGAUCCUCCUCAUCACAUGCAAGUGCAUAUAUUUUACUGUGCGAUCACAUAUGCCAUCUGCUUUGGCACCUUUUCUUCCUUCUCUUUGUAGCGAUCUGUUUAAAAUUUUGAGUUCUAUAACUCUUGAGGGUGGAGAAGCUUUUGUAGAAGGGCAGACACUGAGGCGAAAGACGGGAAAGAGAGGUUUACUCAUUUUCUGUGCUUUAGUUACUCGACAUCGGAAGUUCUCUGAUAAGCUGAUGCCAGAUAUUUUAGAUUCCGUAUCAAAAAUUGUCAAGUACAGCUCGAUCAUUAGUAAGUUGGAUUUUUUAUCAGAGAGGAUUGUUUCAUUAGCUUUUGAUGUUAUCUCUCGUGUUCUGGAGACUGGACCAGGAUGGCGACUUGUGUCAUCCCAUUUUUCAACCUUGUUAGACUCCGCGAUCUUCCCAACACUAAUAAUGAAUGAGAAGGAUAUUGCAGAGUGGGAAGAAGAUGCAGAGGAGUACAUGCGGAAAAAUCUUCCCUCUGAACUUGAAGAAAUUUCUGGUUGGAGAGAGGACCUGUUUACUGCAAGAAAAAGUUCUUUGAAUUUACUUGGCAUUAUUUCAAUCUCAAAGGGACCUCCAGUUUUGGCUUCUUCAGUUUCAUCCAAACGUAAGAAAGGUGAAAGGAACAAAAGAAAAGAUUGCAGUUCUAUUGGAGAGUUGUUAGUGCUACCCUACUUGUCAAAGUUCCCUAUACCUGUUAAUUCCAGUUCAAAGGCUAUAAAUGAAUAUUUUGGUGUUUUAAUGGCCUAUAGCAGUCUUCUAGAUUUUCUGAAGGAGCAGAAGCCUGGAUUUAUUGCCACUCUUAUUCGGACGCGGGUGCUACCUCUGUAUAAAGAAUCUCUUUGUCAACCAUAUUUGAUUGCUUCUGCAAACUGGGUCCUUGGAGAGCUCUCUCCCUGUAUUCCUGAGGAAAUGAAUGCUGAUAUAUAUGCAUCAUUGUUGAAAGUGUUGACAAUGCCUGACACGGACAAGUUUUCAUGUUUCCCUGUCCGGACAUCAUCCGCUGGUGCAAUUGCGAAACUUGUUGAAAAUGACUACAUGCCACCUGAAUGGUUACCUCUGCUUCAGAUGGUAGUUGGUAGGAUUAGCGAUGAUGAAGAAGAUACUUCAGUUUAUUUACAGCUUCUUGGUACUUUAGUGGAGAUUGGGAGUGAAAAUGUUGCUCCUUACAUCCCUGAUAUUGUUCCAUUGUUGGUCAGAGCAAUAUCAAGGUGUAUACCUCCUAGCCCAGAUCCAUGGCCUCAAAUGGUUGAAAGGGGCUUUGCAACAUUAGCAUUGGUAGCUCAAUGUUGGGAGGACUCUGCACCUGAAGGAUCUGAAGAAAACGAGUCAUACGUUGCGUGGGUAUCUCGGCGGACAACUAUUGCAAAAGCUUUCUCUGAUCUCCUGCAACGAGCUUGGUUUAAACCUUUCCAGUCCAUGGAUGGUGAGGCUGCUCUUUCAAAAAUGUCUCCGUCGUGCGUGGAUGAUUCAUCCACGUUGCUUGGGUUCAUAAUUCAAUAUAUUGCUGAUAGCAAUAUAGUUCUACAGCUAAAAAUCUCAGAGUUGCUAGUAGCUUGGUCUAAUCUAAUUGCCGACUGGAAUGCCUGGGAAGAAAUGGAGGAUUUAUCUAUUUUUAAGUGCAUCAAGGAAGCUGUUAGUCUAAACAACAAAUUUGCUUUGAAGAAUUUCGUUGUGGGACAACUACCAUCUCCUCCAGCUCCUCCUGUGCCACAACGUUCAAUUAUCGAAGGAAUUGGUCUUUUUGUCACCGAGGCAUUUUCACAGUAUCCAUCUGCAGUCUGGAGGGCUUCAUCAUGUGUCCAUAUGUUAUUACAUGUCACAAGUUACUCAUUAGAACAAGAUGUUAAGAAGUCGCUGGCUUUUUCGUUUAGCAAGGCGGCAUUUUCUCGUUUCAGAGAAACUAAAAGCAAGCCUUGCUCAUUGUGGAAACCAUUGUUGCUAGGGAUAUCAUCCUGCUAUUUACACUUCCCUGACGGAGUUGAGAAGAUUUUGGAGACCCUUGAACAUGAAGGCUUCACUGUCUGGGUAUCUGCCUUGGCAUUUAUCUUGACUGACAAAUUUGAACACAAAAUGUCAACGGAGUCUGAGAUAAAGUUAACUGGGAUGACAUUAGUCAAAGUAAUUGAGCGUCUGCUAACAGAAGGAAAACAAAGGAGUACUUCACUGCAUGAUUGCUUUACUUCAUUGAUAGAGGCAUCCAUAAGGGCGAAAGAAAUGCAAGUAGAAGAGGAAGAAGAAGAUGAAGAAGACGAAGGCGAGGAUGAUAAUGAUGAGGACUCUGAGGAUGAUGAUGAAGAGGAUUCCGAGGAUGAUGAAAUAGAAGAAACUGAAGAGGAAUUCCUAGAAAGGUGUGCCAAAGUAGCCACUGCAUUGGAAAAUGGGACUAUUGUGGAAGAAGGUGAUUUGGAAGAUCAGGAGCAAGAUAUUGACCUUGGUACUAUGGAAGAGGUUGAUCUGCAGAGUAGUGUGCUCUCAUUGAUCCAGAGGUACCACGGUAUACUCGUACAAGGACAGUCAAUUCCACCUCAUCUGAUUUCAAGCUUCAUCAGCGCCUUUCCCGAGUGUAACAUGUGCUUCCAACAAAUAAGGCAUUAGCCUUUAUUAUGUUCCAGUUACAAUUAUAGAAAGCAUUUGUGGUCUUCUUGUAGUGCUAUAUUAAGCCUCUGUUUGGUUGGAAUUAAAGCAAGGAUUUUAGUGAUUUUUGAUAAAAUUUGAUGAAUUGUAUAGUUCAAAAGUUGUGGGAUUUAUAAAUUAUGUAGUUAAAAUUGAUUGUUCA